UUCGUGGUCGAUAAGGUGUGAACAGUUCGUCCGCCAUAUUUUCGAGUUAAGGAAGUAAAGUCAGCGUUUGCGAGUUAGAGAUGUUCGGACGAUACAUAUAAGUUAUUAUAUUCGUUAUGAACCUUAUUUUUUAUAAGUUUAAUUACUUUAAAUCUUCGAUGUUAUGACGUCUUUUGAACCAUCCAGGGGGCGCUUCGGUCGACCGGUCGCGACGUCUUGUCCUCGUUUCCAGUAAAGAAGUCUGAAAAGGAUUUUACAUUUAUUAGAACAAUUAUGUCUCGAAAUCAUCGUUGGUGGAAUUAUAUGAAAACUUAUGUGUUAUAUUGUUGACACGUGUAACAUAUAAACUAUAACAUGUAUGUAUAUUUAUGGAUGAGAGCCAAUUAAGUUAACCCUAAAGGGAAGUCCGACGCUCUGGCUUAAAAGGAAAAAUUUUAUUAGGAUUUAUAGAAGAAAGUAUAUUUACAAUGUCUGCCAGCGUUCGUACUCCACUUCAGACAGUUCAUGAAUCAGUUGUGGCUGAUCAGGGAGAAGAGAGUAUUCCGGCACCUCGUAUAUCUGCUCGUAGUCGAACCUCAGAGGAACCUCACAUAGGAAGAUAUCGUUUAUUAAAAACUAUUGGCAAAGGAAAUUUUGCCAAAGUUAAGUUAGCGAAACAUCUUCCUACAGGCAAAGAGGUUGCAAUUAAGAUAAUUGAUAAAACUCAACUAAAUCCAUCAAGUCUUCAAAAAUUGUUCAGAGAAGUAAGGAUAAUGAAAAUGCUUGAUCACCCAAAUAUAGUGAAACUUUAUCAAGUUAUUGAAACUGAAAAAACAUUGUACCUUGUAAUGGAAUAUGCAAGUGGAGGUGAAGUGUUUGAUUAUUUGGUUGCACAUGGACGUAUGAAAGAAAAGGAAGCCAGAGCAAAGUUUAGACAGAUAGUAUCAGCUGUACAGUACUGUCAUCAAAAGAGAAUUAUACAUAGAGACUUAAAAGCUGAGAAUUUAUUACUUGAUGGGGAAAUGAAUAUCAAAAUUGCAGAUUUUGGUUUUAGUAAUGAAUUUGUACCAGGUCAAAAACUUGAUACAUUUUGUGGAAGUCCACCAUACGCUGCUCCUGAAUUAUUUCAAGGUAAAAAGUAUGAUGGUCCUGAAGUAGAUGUUUGGAGUUUAGGUGUAAUAUUAUAUACUUUAGUCAGUGGUUCUCUUCCAUUUGAUGGUGCAAAUUUAAAAGAAUUAAGAGAACGUGUUUUACGAGGGAAAUACAGAAUACCUUUUUACAUGUCUACUGACUGUGAAAAUUUAUUAAAGAAAUUUUUAGUAUUGAAUCCAGCAAAAAGAGCAUCACUUGAGACUAUCAUGAAGGAUAAAUGGAUGAAUAUUGCAUAUGAAGAUGAUGAAUUACGUCCAUAUGCAGAGCCAGAACCAGAUUUUAGUGACAGUAGAAGAAUAGAAAUUUUAAUGUCUAUGGGCUACACUAGAGAUGAAAUAGAAGAUUCUCUUAGAAAUAAAAAAUAUGAUGAUAUUAUGGCUAAUUAUUUGUUACUUGGAAAAAGACCUACUGAGAAUGAAAGUUGUGAUUCAAGGUCUAGUUCCAGUCUUUCACUUCGUACACUGAGACCAGCUGCUGUUGAAGGACCAAGUAGUAAUCAAUCACCUUCUCAUGUUAAGGUACAACGUAGUGUUUCUGCCACAACUAAACCUCGACGAUUUAGUCAUGGCGGUAAUCAAGUUACUACCAACUCUGCUGCUCCUACUUCAUAUAAAAGACAGAAUACAGUCGAUACACCUUCUAGUAAAGAUGUAGUUACUAGCUCUGCUUCACCAACAUUAGCUUCAGGUCCGCGUACUGUAAAAACUGCUCCUGCAGCUGUGACGUCUCUGGAUACAUCAACUGGUAAAAGUUCUACUCCAACCAGUGGUAGUAGUCCAUCAAAAGUUAUUGGUUCUGGUCGUAAACCAACUGGAAGCACUUCCUCAACUAUUUCAUCUAGUGGUACAAAAGGAACAUUUAGUAGUAUACCACGAAGGAAUACGUAUAAUUAUUCAGAAAAUAAAGCAUGCUCAACUGAAAGAACACAAAAUACAGAUACUCCAAGCAGUAAUAUCCCUUUGGGGGGUGAUGAGAUACCAAGCUCAAGACAGAAAGGUCAUACGAAGUCUGCAUCUGUUUCUUGUACUGGCCGUUCUGAGCUGGCAUCUAUUGAUCCUUCAUCUGACCCUCCACGACCAAGCAGUGCAACAACAAUCAAGCAACAGUUAGCCGUCUCUCCGCUGACUGCCGUCAAUAGGCCAUUCCCCAGAGGCACCGCGAACCGCAGCACAUUUCACAGUGGGCAGACAAGAGAAAGACGCCAUAUCAGUGCUUACAAUGGUCCCGGAACGGGUCCGAUGCAGACGCAGGACACGUCCGGAGUGACACACGCAGGCAGACAGUCAUUUUUUAGCAAAUUAUCUUCGAAAUUCAGCAAGCGGACCAUCAACGACGAACAAGUGAAGCCUCGUUCUCUGCGGUUUACAUGGAGCAUGAAGACCACAUCGUCACGUGACCCGAACGAAAUCAUGCAAGAGAUACGUAAAGUGUUAGAUAAAAACAACUGUGAUUACGAACAGCGAGAAAAGUUCCUGUUGUUGUGUGUUCACGGUGAUCCAAACACAGACUCCCUCGUCCAGUGGGAGAUAGAGGUGUGUAAGUUACCUCGUCUCUCUCUCAAUGGCGUGCGAUUCAAACGCAUCUCCGGCACAUCCAUCGGAUUUAAGAAUAUCGCUUCAAAGAUUGCCAAUGACCUAAAGUUGUAGGGAGACAAGCAAUCAAAUUGUUCAUAAGUAUUCCAUCUAGGCAGCUGCCGCAUAAACCCCCACGGGAUAUGAAAAAAAGAUGAUUCCAAUUUGCAUUGGAGUCGAUGUAUAUGAUUUCUGGCAGAGAAAUGUAUGAUACAAACUGUUAACUACAUUAUCAUUAUAGCUGUAGAAACAUUUUCUUUAGAAGCAGACAUUUUAGGAGUGGUAUUCCAUUUCCUUUGAAUUGCCCUUAUAUAUUGUCAUGAUUUUGAUGUUUGGUGAGCAAAAAAAAAUUAUGAAAAUUGUGCAUCUGUAAAUGCGAAAACAGUACAAUUCCUAUUUGACAACAGUAAUCCUCAUCACAAGAUUCCUUCCACAUUAAGACAGAACUGUAAAUUCAAAAUCUGAACAGCAAUAUCACUAAGGUUAUAUUCGAAUUAAUUAAUGUCGGAUGUCAUAAAAUGGCUAAUUUCCAUUCUUAGGGUUUUAAGUUCUCUCUACACUUUGCUCGGUCCCUUUUUCAGUUAAGUUUCUUUCCAAACCUAUCUGGUUUGCAUCCAGCAUAAGACCGGUUAUGGUUCGGAGAACUUAGAUGGCACUUUAUGUAACGUUGAAACCACUUUGUUUAAGUGGGAAUUACCAUUUUUAUGAUAAAAAGACAGGCAAAAAUGAAAAGGGUAAAGCGCGAGAUUCUUCCACGUUUCCCUUAUUUUUAGAAACAGUUAAGUGUUUGCUACAUUUUAUGCAAUCAUUGUUUGAAGUCGAAUUUAUAUGCAGAACGUUCGGAGAAAUCUACGAGAUCAAAGUGUUCUAGCGAUGUUACGGCUUUCUCCGUCUUUCUUCUCUUUCUCUAUUUAUAUAUAAAAUAUAUAUAAUAUUAAACCCUCUACAAUCACUUCAUCUCUUUAGAGUCCUUUUUUUCCCAUGCCCUUUUUUUUUUUUAUCGCGACGCGUCAUCUGCAGUUGCCCGUCCCGGGCGGCGACUGGCUGAACAGAGGCCAUUCCCACCUGGCGAAACAUUUCGGUUCGCGUAAAUGACUGACCUCCCCUCCGGCACUUCCGUCGCUUCUGGCAUGCAAAUCCGCCCGACAGACACCGGUGCUACAAGUAGUUCUCGCCCCGUUUGAUAUCCGAUGUGCACUCGACGCCGGCACCAAAGGACGACGUCGCCCAAAACACUCACAUGUCCAAGAUGGAAAAGGAAUCACCACUAAAUCCCAGAAUCAAAUUCUCCAACCAAAAAUAAGAACAGUAAAUAAGAGAAGAUACUAAAGGAUAAAUAAGAGACUUUUUUUUUGCUACCAGCACAAUUAUUUAAACAGGAAUAUUAUUGCACUCUGGUGGUUUGUUAUUCCAUUGUUGUAUGAUGAAUACUGUAAAUAGACUUCUUUAGCUUCUACUUCUGUUGUAAACUUUGAAAAAGAAAAAAAAAAAUAGUUUUCAGCAAGUAUAUAACAAUCGAUGUAGAUUUAUUCAAAGAUAGACCUCCUCCUCCUGAAAGUAAUAAAAGGAGUAGUAGUCCAGAACCUCGUGCUUAAACGGUAAGAUUCUCGGAAAAAAAUGAUCUUGCAAACUGCAGUUGUUCACAUCAACAAAUAUCAUGCAUGUAAACAAGUGCAUAUUUUUUUUUUUAUUACAAUACAUUGCUUGGGAAUUUUUUUCCUGUAUUGUGAUGGGUAAUCCCUUAGAUAAAUAAUCAUAUGUUGACAGUCUGUAUACUAUCUGAUCUGUAAAUGUGGUUAUGUGAUUAUUUGUAAAAGAAUACAGUGGAACUUGUUUGAAAACUUGUUCCAGAACUGUAUAAUAACAUUUAAAAAGUACUUUAUGAUCCCCUUUAGUUAAUAAUAGUAAAAUAUACUACUACACCAA
Molecule: messenger RNA, 4628 nt
Organism: Centruroides sculpturatus (bark scorpion)
Lineage: Eukaryota; Metazoa; Arthropoda; Arachnida; Scorpiones; Buthidae
Product: serine/threonine-protein kinase MARK1-like
Exons: 19
Coding region: 468-2777 (769 amino acids)
Biological process (GO): microtubule cytoskeleton organization; protein phosphorylation; intracellular signal transduction
Cellular component (GO): cytoplasm
Molecular function (GO): tau-protein kinase activity; ATP binding; protein serine/threonine kinase activity
Source: RefSeq, a predicted model, not a curated record